Hipposideros armiger (great roundleaf bat) is the source of this 1833-nucleotide messenger RNA. It is a transcript of the gene PTER, whose product is annotated as phosphotriesterase related. Bases 166 to 1215 code for a protein of 349 amino acids. The transcript is spliced from 5 exons. The record is from RefSeq and is a predicted model, not a curated record. Gene Ontology annotation, molecular function: zinc ion binding; hydrolase activity, acting on ester bonds. Lineage: Eukaryota; Metazoa; Chordata; Mammalia; Chiroptera; Hipposideridae. Gene Ontology annotation, biological process: catabolic process.
GGGAAAGUGAAGUGGGAGACGGGCAGGGAGACAUUCAAGGUCCGGGAAGUUGGCCCUGCCGGAGUUCCCAGGGGAGAAGGCAACGCUCAGCGACCUGAGGGAAGGCGCCCGGGAGCCGGAGCGGGCACAGGAGCUGUGGGCCGGAAUCUCCUGGUACCAUCAGAAAUGUCUUCCUUAAGUGGAAAAGUCCAAACUGUUUUGGGCCUGGUGGAGCCAAACAAACUGGGUCGCACCUUGAGCCAUGAACAUUUGACAAUGACCUUUGACUGCUGUUACUACCCACCGCCUCCAUGUCACGAAGCUAUCUCUAAGGAGCCUAUUAUGAUGAAAAAUUUGUUUUGGAUUCAGAAGAACCCUUAUUCCCAUAAAGAGAAUCUUCAGUUGAAUCAGGAGACGGAAGCCAUCAAGGAAGAAUUGUUGUAUUUUAAAGCCAAAGGUGGAGGGGCUUUGGUGGAGAACACGACCACUGGGCUUAGCCGGGAUGUGCAAACUUUGAAGUGGCUUGCUCAAGAGACAGGCGUCCAUAUCAUCUCUGGAGCUGGGUUCUAUGUGGAUGCCACUCACUCUUCAAAGACCAGAGCCAUGUCAGUGGAGCAGCUGACUGAUGUCCUCAUGAGCGAAAUUCUCCAUGGAGCUGAUGGAACCAGUAUCAAGUGUGGUGUUAUUGGAGAAAUUGGUUGCUCCUGGCCUCUGACUGAGAGUGAAAGAAGGGUUCUUCAGGCAACAGCUCAUGCUCAGGCUCAGCUUGGCUGUCCUGUUAUCAUUCAUCCUGGAAGGAAUCCAAGUGCACCCUUUCAGAUUAUCCGAGUGUUGCAAGAAGCAGGUGCAGACAUCUCCAAAACAGUUAUGUCACACCUUGACAGGACGAUACUUGAUAAGGAGGAACUACUGGAGUUUGCUCAACUUGGCUGUUACUUGGACUAUGAUCUCUUUGGUACCGAGCUCCUUCAUUACCAUUUCAACCCGGAUAUCGACAUGCCCGAUGAUAAUAAAAGGAUUAGAAGGGUGCGUUUUCUGGUGGACGAAGGCUAUGGAGAUCGAAUUCUGAUGGCACAUGACAUACACACGAAGCAUCGGCUGAUGAAAUAUGGAGGUCACGGCUAUUCUCAUAUACUCACCAACAUUGUUCCUAGAAUGUUGUUUAGGGGUAUCACCGAGAAUGCGCUUGAUAAGAUACUAAUAGAGAACCCUAAGCAAUGGCUAACUUUCAAAUAGGAUGGUUAUGAAUUCACACCUUGUGUAUAAAGCUUAAAGAGAACCUUCUCAGUGAUUUCAGCCUCACUGUGAGAUAUUAAUCAGAGCUAAGUAGGACUAAUGAUGGAUCAUUUCCUUUUGAUGAGAAUUAGGAGUUUUGCCUGCUUAGAGACUGGCUAUUACACCUGUAUCUUCUGGAAGUUAUUGAGCCUCAUGGAGCCCUGCUGCUUUGCCUUAACAAAAUAAAUACAGAAGUACCUAUUUCCAAACAACGAUUUACAGUCUAUGUCCCUUUAGUGGAGUUUGUUUUGUUUUCUUAAUCUGUCAGCUGCACUACUUAGGAAAAUUUAAAGUGUUUCUAGUUAAAUUACGCCCUCCUGGAGCAAUCUAAUGUUUCUUGUAAUAUUGAUGAUCCUACUAAUUAUCCUGCUGUUCUUUAAUUAAUGUUUAAUGAAUAAUAUGGCACUUUAAAAUAGCUUCUGCAGCAAGUGAAGUUCAAUUUUGAAACUUUUUUUUUCAACAGAUACUGUAAGACAAUUACCAAUCAAUUCACAAUGGUACCCAUAUCGUGGAAGGUUAAUUACAUGCUGUCCACCUAUCUAUAUAUACUUGUAAUAAACCAGUUGUGUUGCCUCUGUC